Carassius carassius (crucian carp) is the source of this 6587-nucleotide messenger RNA. RefSeq names its product AT-rich interactive domain 2 (gene arid2). NCBI's taxonomy places the organism in Eukaryota, Metazoa, Chordata, Actinopteri, Cypriniformes, Cyprinidae. Bases 426 to 5252 code for a protein of 1608 amino acids. The record is from RefSeq and is a predicted model, not a curated record. Gene Ontology annotation, biological process: regulation of DNA-templated transcription. The transcript has 21 exons. Gene Ontology annotation, cellular component: SWI/SNF superfamily-type complex. Gene Ontology annotation, molecular function: DNA binding.
AGCGGCGCUGUGGCGGUUGCAGUACCGACGCUUGCCUGAUGUGGGCGCCGCUGAGCCGCGCGGCCUCGGGUCUUUUUGUCUGAACUGGAUCCCUCUGCCGCUUCACAGUGUGCGCGAUUAAACCGGAGCCGCGUCCGUCCCGCACUGUCAAAAAACCCACUCCAAACCCCAACGCAGGCGCAGCCGGUACCGUUGUUUUCCCGUGCAGCCAUGAGCGGUGCAGCGCUGCCGUUGGACUGAGCUCGCUCGGGUUCGCGGGCUGCUCGUGCUGCCGUUGGAGCGGGUUUCUCCACUCUCAUCCUCCGUCGUUUCUUUAACUUUUCAAACACGCAGCCGCGCCGGAGCGGAGCGGACCGGAGCAUGGGAUCCCCGGACUCUUAGGAACCGAAUCUGAGCUGGGAGUUUGACCGAAUUUCAGCGAAACGAUGGCGAACUCGACGGGGAAAAACCUCCCCGAGCAGCGGAGGAAAGGACAGGCUUUCCUGGACGAGCUGCGGCAGUUUCACCACAGCAGAGGAUCUCCGUUUAAAAAGGUUCCCGUGGUGGGUGGGAAGGAGCUGGACCUGGGCGCUCUGUAUAUGAGAGUGGUGUCUUUAGGGGGCUUCGCGAAGGUGUCCGACAAGAACCAGUGGGGCGAACUGAGCGAGGAUUUCAAUUUCCCCAGAUGUUGCUCGAAUGCUGCUUUUGUUUUGAAACAGUACUACCUUCGCUAUCUAGAGAAGUAUGAAAAGGUGCAUCACUUCGGAGAGGAAGAUGAAGAAGAGCAGCCGGGGAAUCCUAAACAUUUGCUUCCGAUUGGUGCAAUACCCACGUCAUACAACUACCAGCAACACACUGUAUCAGACUAUCUCCGCCAAAGCUAUGGGCUGUCGAUGGAUUUUGUCCCUCCAUCCGAUUACAACAAACUGGUGCUGUCUCUCCUGUCUGGGCUCCCGAACGAGGUGGACUUCGCCAUUAACGUGUGCACGCUCCUGUCCAACGAGAGCAAGCACGCCAUGCAGCUAGAAAAAGAGCCCAAACUCGUCACACUGCUGCUGGCACACACGGGAGUCUUCGACGACUCAUUAGGCAGCUUUUCUGCUCUAUUUGGGACAGACUGGCAGGAGAAAACGUCACGAGACUUUGUGAGGUUUUGGAAAGAUGUCAUUGAAGACAAUGAAGUGAAAGAUCUCAUCUCAGACAAGAGCUGCACACCCCAAAACGGAUUGGAGAUGAGGGACGUCUGCACUCCUCUCUUCCACCCGACACGUGCCGUAGGCAUCGGAGACGUCGAGGGCCAGCGGGUGUUGCAGGUGGCAAUGAUUCUGAGGAACUUGUCCUUCGAGGAGGCCAACAUCAAACUCCUGGCAGCUAAUCGCACAUGUCUGCGCUUCCUCUUACUGUGUGCGCACUGUUCCUUCGUCCAGCUGCGGCAGCUGGGUCUCGACACGCUCGGCAACGUCGCCGGAGAGCUUCAGCUGGAUCCAGUUGAUUUCCGAACAACGCAUCUGAUGUUUCACACCAUCACAAAGUGUUUGUUGUCACGGGAUCUUUUUCUCAAAAUGAGGGCCAUGGAAAUUCUCGGGAACCUGAGCAAAGUGGAGGAUAACGGCGUUCUGAUCUGUGAGUAUGUGGAUCAGGAGUCGUACCGAGAAGUCAUCGCCCUCCUGACGCUGCCGGACAUCAUGCUGGUCAUCUCCGCGCUCGAGGUCCUGUACCAGCUGGCCGAGCUUGGGGAGAUCACGUGCUCUAAGAUCUCCUCUGUGGAGAGAAGCAUAGAUCUUCUAGUGCGGUUGGUGUCAGUGGACCUGCACACUUUCGGACCAGACGCCCUUACGGCAGUAAAACUCAUCGAGCAUCAGGCCUCGAGCAGUCAGGCCUCAGAGGUUCGGCCGCAGCUUGUCGAGCACAUUUCCCCGCUUACACAAGGCACUCCUGGCGCUGUGAACAGGGCGCCUGUGCAGUCUACACCUCCACCUGGGAUUGUGGAAGUAGAUGGAGAGAAAUUCACAACUCAGUGGCUAAAUGCUCAUUUUGAGGUUCAUCCAGAUGGUUCGGUCUCUCGCUCUGAGAUGUACUCUGAAUAUCUGGCGACCUGCAGCAAGAUGGCAAGGGGUGGCGUGUUAACGUCCAAUAACUUCUACAAAUGCCUGAGGACGCUGUUUCCUAAUCACACGGUGAAGCGUGUGGAGGACACACGGCUGAAUGGACAGGCUCAAAUCCAUGUGGUUGGUGUGCGGAAGAGGCCGAUUCCUCUUCCCGUACAGCUUUAUUAUCAGCAGCAGCAGCAGGCCAUUCCUGCCCCAGUUCCCAAACACGAAGCUCCUCUAGAAACCCCUCAGCUCCAGUCAGCGCUGUCUCCUGGUGUGGGAGGGCAGCUUGUCCGGACACCAGCACCAAGCCUUACUGCCGGCCAGGCAGCACCACAGGUGGCCUUGACCAUGCAUGGAACUUCGCACACCAACGCUCCCAGUGCUCCUGCUCCAGCCCCAACUGUUCCACGACUCCCCAUGAACCCGCCAGGACAAGCUGCACUUCCUUCUCCAUGCCCUCCCGCCACCGCCCCAGUUCCCAUACAACCCAAUGACAUUCUCAAAACGGCCAUGAUCCAGAGCUCCAUCCCCACGGCAACCUCUGCACCUGUUGUUCCCAACCACAGCGGCUUGCCUACCCAGCAGCCCUUGCUCCAUCAUGCUCCCGUUACACUGAUCCAACAGGGGCCGAUGCCCCAGGGACACGUUUUUACAGGUCGAGUGCAAGGUGUUUGUCCUUCGGUGGCCCAGCAGCACCUGCAAACCCCUCAGGGACAGCAAGGUGCCCCUUCCCAAGAGUCUGUAAUGCUCGCGCCGCCUCAGUAUGUCAGUGCACCUUGCACUUCGCUGAUGGCAGGAGGGCAGGUCGUGACUGUCUCAGGCGUGACUAGCAACCGCAUCGCGUUUCAAAAUAUCGCCCCAAAACCUGCAUCGCAGUCGUCACAACCUCAACAACCCCAACAGCAAAGCUUAGUCAUCGUCAGUCAGAAUCAACAAUCCAACACCGCAUUCGCCCCAGCCAUCCAUCAAAUCAUACUGACCAACCCCAGUCCUCAAACCAUCCAGCCACAGUCCACUCAGUCUCCCACUUCCCCAAAUGCACCAAUCACUAACCCCGCCCCCAUGCAGCAAGCCCCGCCCAACACAGUCAGCCACAUGCUGUCCGUCAAGCGGCAGUUUCAGCAGACUCCGCCCCCUCCUCCACCCCCAGCCCAACCUACCUCCACAGAAUCCAGUCUGAUCAAACAGUUACUGCUUCCGAAACGUGGUCCUUCUACCCCAGGUGGAAAACUCAUACUCCCUGCUCCGCAAGUUCCCGCUCCUGCAAGCACCAGGGCGCCAAGCCCGCAAGUCGUAUACCAGGUGACCAACAGCGGUCCAGUGGUGUCUCAACCACAGUUGAACGUGCAACUUAUGCAGAGCCCCUUGCAGGCGACCGGUGCCGUUCCCAUCUCCAUCCUCCCAGGGCAGAUCAUCUCCACCUCCACCCCUGGCACCCUUCUGCAGGCUUCACCCAGCAACCAAGUUACCUUCACAGUAGUGCCAAACUCUGGCUUCCCUGGCCAGGGAGCGCAAACCCCGCCCACAAUCGGCCUGCAGUUGACUCCGCCUCUGCCAAUUGCGGGAGCCACGCCCAUUCCACCUUUCCGAGGUGACAGAAUCAUCUGCCAAAAGGAGGAGGAGGCCAAGGACACCACGGGGCUCCACGUCCACGAACGCAAGAUCGAGGUCAUGGAGAACAACUCCGUCACCGAUGGUUCGGCCAAAGCCAGUAAUGGUGAAUCCGCAGAGGUGGAUGGACCUGCGGCAAAGCUGCUCAAUGGGAGGAAGUUUGACAUGAGUCUACCUCCAUACCACUCAGGGAACAGCCAAGGAGAGGCCCUAAAUGGCCCUGUGGCGCAAGGCGGCGACAGCGGCGUCCCUGGGAAGCAGACACCCUCUGACCCUAAAAAGCUAAUGGUGAAUGGGGUGUGCGACUUCGAUCGAUCAGACGUCACCCAUCCGAGCAAAAACAUUCCAAAUCACAAGGCUUCCAAACACAUGGGGAACGGCGAGGUGUUGUCGCCUCAGAAAGCGCACGGGGCUUUGGGUCUCACGGACUCUCUUGCUGCUCCUCAGCAGGACACUGCCAAAGCAGAGCAGGCCGAACGCUUGGCCAACGGGCCCAGCCACGGUGCGGAGAUCUCCAAUGGCCCCAACUCAGAGACAUUGGGCCUAAGGCAACAGCAUCCACCUCAUAACCACUCCCCACCUCCGCCUGUUUCCGAGCCUCCGCCACCUCCUCCUCCCGCUAACGGAACUUUGGAGAGCCGGCCGUUGAAGAGACCGCUGGAGGACGGGGACAGAGGUAGCUCUGGAAUCCCCACAAAAAUGGGCGUACGCAUAGUGACUAUCAGCGACCCUAACAAUGCAGGUAACUGUGCCACCAUGGUGGCCGUGCCGGCGGGCGCAGACCCAAGCACAGUAACAAAAGUAGCAAUAGAGAAUGCAGCGCAGCAGAGACCAAGUGUGCCCUCGCCGCUUCCUGAAACCAAUGCUCAGCAGCCGAUGUCAGUGCAGACUCCGCCUCCAGUGGAUCCGACUGUACAGGGAACCAAUCAGAGUUCUCCAGCACCCGCCCUCUCUCCAGAUCAAGCUCGUAAACCUGGACAGAACUUCAGAUGUCAGUGGCAGGCAUGCAAACGGUGGUUUGACACGCCAUCAAAGGUGUUUUACCAUGCAGCUACCUGUCAUGGCAGUAAAGAUGCGUACCCAGGGCAGUGCCAAUGGGAGGGCUGUGAACCUUUUCCUCGCCAGAGACUAUCCUUCAUCACACACCUCCAGGAUAAGCACUGCUCGAGGGAAGCGCUCUUGGCUGCACUCAAACUGGAGGAGCAAACGCAAGGCAGCAAGCCCAACACUUCCAAGUCUCCUCCAGCGGCGGUCAGCAGUCCUCCACUUCCUUCCAGACCACAGAAAGCGCUCGUCAACCACCCCAGUGCAGCUCUGAUGGCGUUACGCAGGGGCUCGCGAAACCUGGUGUUCAGGGACUUCACAGAUGAUAAAGAGGGACCAAUGACCAAACACAUUAGACUAACUGCUGCCUUAACGUUAAAGAGCAUCGCCAAGUACUCGGAUUGUGGACGGAAGUUGGUCAGGCGGCAUGAAAAUCAUCUCUCUGUGCUGGCGCUGAGCACUAUGGAAGUCUCCACCACGCUCGCCAAAUGCCUUUACGAACUCACGCGCUCUCUGCAGACCUGAGCUCAGCUCAACCCAAAAACCUUCAGAAGGAGACGAGAAGCCCAUUUCCCCAUUCUGCUGCCACACAGGUCGCCAGCGUCGUUGGGUCGUCUCCCUAAACCCCCCACCCACCCAUACACACACACACCCUUCUCUCUCUCUCUCUCUCUCUCUCUCUCUCUCUCUCCAUUCCACCCAGUCCCUCUCCUCCACCUCCCUCACAAACUGCCACGGGUCUUCCACCAGCCACUCAGAAACCAGCGCCUAUCUCCCUCUUCUGACCCCCUCUUCACGCCUGGCCCAACGAGCACAUUUUUAUAGUUCCCGGAGGAGCGUGGGGGGGAUUCUGUGGGCGGGGCAAGUGUGGCAGAGGUGUGGCUAGAUUUAGUUUUUUCUUUACAACUUGAUAGCUUGGUUUUCUUACUUGAGCCGAUUAUAUUUUCACUUAUUUAUUAUUGAAAUAAAUACCAAUAUGAGUAAAUGAAAAGAAAAAAAAAUUGUGUAAAUAUUUGUGAAUAGAUAUAAAGUUAAAUCUCCCUCCUUCAUGCCGCUGCUGCCCGCUGGUAUCAGAAGCAUUACGUUAGUAGGUUCAGACUUGUUUGAGAUGUGAUUCUAUACUCAGCAGUGGAUGAAUGUACUUAAACCCUGUAAAUAUUCUGCAAAGGUACUGAUGCUGUAAAGUUUUGGGAGGGCUGGCGGAGGGCUACAGGUUUUUUUUUUUUGUGGAACUGUGAUUGUUUUUUUUGUUUUUCUCCCCUUUUUUGUACUGUUAUAACUUGUAGAACUCAUUUUGCUGGCUGAAAGAGUAUGAAAUAAUAUAUCAUAUGUCAUUUUGUAGAAGAGACAAACAUAUUGAAGGUAUUCCCCUCAACCUGUAUUCACUGUAAGCGUCGGAGUACGAGCCCGACCGCGCGUACGUGAUUCUUUUUGUAUUUGUAAAUUGGUUUAAAUACAUGGAGUUUUAUACAGGUUUUCUCCUGUGUUAUUUGCUUUCCGUGCAGGUAUGAUAUUUUCCUCCAGACCUUUUUUCUAUCUUAAUAUAGUGUGGGAUUUUAUUGUACUAUUUUGGGUUUUCCAUAUAUAUUUUUUUUUUCAUCCAUUCUUACGAUCACGCCACAUUCCGGCUCCCGGACCCCAGGCUGUCCUCUCUGCUGUGUGUUGUGUAACAUUUAUUAUUGCCUGUUGUGUUAGCAUCCCAGCGGGGUCACGGCCCCUUCCCCUCCCACCCCCUCACCAUUUCUGCAGUGUCUGUAGGGUGUGCGAUGAUGCAUAUAUCUAACAGUCUGAUAUAGAUUGGCUUCAUUUACUUUGGUGACUGUUUAUAGUUUUUAAAUAAAAGACUGAACAUUUUUGACA